Molecule: messenger RNA, 1517 nt
Organism: Anopheles cruzii
Lineage: Eukaryota; Metazoa; Arthropoda; Insecta; Diptera; Culicidae
Product: senecionine N-oxygenase-like
Exons: 2
Coding region: 62-1387 (441 amino acids)
Molecular function (GO): NADP binding; flavin adenine dinucleotide binding; N,N-dimethylaniline monooxygenase activity
Source: RefSeq, a predicted model, not a curated record
UCGGCAUUCACGCAACGAUUGCGCAAAACCGCAAGUUCCAAAGUUGGCCUCAAUCACGAACAUGCAAAAAAGAUACUGCAUCAUCGGGGCCGGCAGUUCAGGCGUUUGCGCGGCCAAGUCAGUGCUGGAUGCUGGCGGUCAUGUGACGGUGUACGAGCGAUCGGACCAAAUCGGCGGCACCUGGGUUUACACGGAUGAGGUCGGCACCGAUCGCUACGGAUUGCCCAUACACACCAGCAUGUACCAGGGUCUCCGGACGAAUCUUCCCAAAGAAAUUAUGGGCUUCCCGGGGUACGAGGUGCCACCGCAGGACGCUUCGUACGUUCGCUGGGACGAAGUGCUACAAUUCGUGCGCGAUUACUCGUCCCACUACGGUGUGACGGACCGCAUACAGUUCGAGCACCUGGUAGAAGAAGUAAGGCCGAACCCGGCGGUCACAGGGCAGUGGAAUGUGCGUGUAAGAAACUUGCCCGAAGGCACCACUCAAGAAGAGCGGUUCGAUUUUGUACUCGUCUGCAACGGUCACUAUCACACGCCACACAUUCCGUCGUAUCCGGGGCGAGAAGCGUUCUGCGGCCGUCAAUUACAUAGCCACGACUAUCGCAACCCGGAUGUUUUCAAAGGUCAAACGGUGCUCGUUAUUGGGGCUGGUCCCAGUGGAACGGAUCUGACAUUGGAAGCGGCAAAGCAAGCGGAAACAGUCUAUUUUAGCCACCACGUACCGGACAAGUUGAAGCACCUAAAGUUCCCUGGCAACGUGGUGCAGGUACCGGAUGUAGUGCGCAUCUUGCCCAACGCGGUCGAGUGUGCAAACGGGUCACAGUAUGCGGUCACGGUAAUCUUCUACUGUACCGGCUAUCGGUACAGUUUUCCUUUUCUGCAUCCGAAUUGCGGUGUGCAGGUGGAUGAUAACUGGGUGCGCCCGCUGUACAAGCACGUCAUCAACGUUAACCAUCCAACGAUGGCGUUUAUCGGUCUACCAUUUUACGUGUGCGCCACGCUCAUGUUUGAACUGCAGGCCCGGUUCUGCGUAGCUUUCUAUAGCGGCCGGUUGCCAAUGCCGGCCGGAGAGGAAAUGCAACGUGAUCACGAUCGCGAGAUGAAUGAACGGUGGCUCAGAGGGAUGAAACAUCGCCAAGCACACAUGAUGGGUGCGGAGUAUCAGGGGGCGUACUACCGAUCGUUGGCCGAACGGGCGCAGAUCGAGCCGAUCCCCGAGGUAAUGACCCAAAUACACAACGACAGUAGUCGGCGGAAGAAGGAGGAUCUGGAGCACUAUCGAAACGAUGUGUACCGCAUCGUGGAUGGGCAAACGUUUGUCAAGUGCCUCCUUACGGAGGUUGAUUGUCUGCGAAAGGACCUGGGACGAGUCGAAAAACUAAGUUGACGGAGUCAAACCGUUCAAAAUCAUAGAUUUGGAAGCACAAUUCAUUAUUCCUAACGACAGCAUAUCCACGAACGGGGACAAACAUACUUUUAUACACCUAUUAAUAUUUGCAAAGAAAUAAACCACAUCC